Messenger RNA from Oikopleura dioica, 312 nucleotides. NCBI's taxonomy places the organism in Eukaryota, Metazoa, Chordata, Appendicularia, Copelata, Oikopleuridae. The record is from the annotation of a GenBank genome assembly.
AUGGAAACAAGAGUGCUAAAAAUCAACGAGAAUAUCGAGAAGCUAAUUGCUCUUCUUGGCGGCGAAUCUUCGAAAGGAAUGGAAAAAGCUCCUGAGUUCGUCAAGGAAGACAUUUCAAUGCCCGAAGAAGAAAAGCCCGAACAUGAGCACCUUCCAAAACAGACCUUGCCUUCGGUUACGGAAGAGGAACCUCAGGAAGAAAUCGUUGCUGAGAAAACUGCAGAGCAAAAAGAAGACAACGAGGAGGACUAUGAGACUGCGGAAGACAUAUUUAAAAAAGCUGCUCAAGUCGGCCUUUCUGUUCGUCAAUAA